CACCUCACAUGGCAUCUCACUGUCUCAGUGCCUACCUUAACCAAUUGGCUUUGUAUUUCCUUUUUUUUUUUUUUUAUUGAUUCCCGCAACCGUCCUUCCAUUUCCACUCGCAGCUUUUUUCAACGACGGCUCGAACUUUACACAGUUUUUACACGGUGACAAAGAGAAUCAACACAAAAGCCAACAAGCCAAGUUAACCUUAUUCUGUCAUUUGGCACCUCUCUCUCUCUCUCUACGUGCAGUCAAUAUGUUUGUAUAUAUGUGUGUGAGAGGGAAACCAUAGGACAAGGACAAGAUCAGAGAGCAUACCAUCUAGGGUGAAUUGUUGUUUGGGAGGUAAACGAGACAAACAUGGUGGGUAUUUUUUCCAGAUUUUCUGGCAGCAGGAAUGGUCAUCGUCGGACACAAAGUGCACUUGAUGACAGAGAAGUAUUGCCAACCAAUGCAGAAGCAGGGGGUACAGCUACUGCAGCUGGGGCGGCCUCUACUGCUACUCAUGGGAUUGAAAUUGCGGUUGAGUUUAAGCCAGUAGAACACCCUACUGAGCCUCUUGACAAUGAUCUGCCAAUUCAAUGCCCAUUGCCUGAACCUUCAAUUCUUAAUGAUGGAAGAAUAUGGAAGGAGCGAGUAUCUGCAGGCGUGCAGAGAAGAGCUGAUCUUCCAGUUAUGCAGGAAGGCAACCCUGUAGAACCCGGGACAGUUGAAACAAGACCCCGACCCCCUUCCAAUCGUGGGAUUCUGCCAUCGAUCAGUGCCCCUGAACACAAUAUCCUCCAACUGCUUGAAGAAUGCAAUGCAUCUGGGAUUUGAAAUUACAUGUUAUAGGUUCAAGGUUGAAAUCUUUUUGUCAUUAUAGGCAUAUAAAGUUCAAAGUGUUACCGGUGUUUCCCUUGUUUCAGUCUCUUUUCUUCUUUGUUCUGCUCAAUCAAUUUGGAAAUAUGUAAAUGUACGAAGCAUUCAGAAAACUCACACAACAUGCAUGUGUAUUCCACAGAAGAUUGAAAAGGUUCAGUUAAUAAAUCUGCGAUGCG
This is a messenger RNA of Ilex paraguariensis (yerba mate), 1031 nucleotides long. NCBI's taxonomy places the organism in Eukaryota, Viridiplantae, Streptophyta, Magnoliopsida, Aquifoliales, Aquifoliaceae. The record is from the annotation of a GenBank genome assembly.